AUGACAAUACCUACUACUACUGUGGAAACUGCAAGCACUUUUGAGGGAAAGUUUGUUAAUCCUCCAGGAGCAGCCUUGGCGCCUAAUGUUCUGGAUCUUUUCUCAUUGAAAAACAAGAUCUGCGUUGUAACCGGAGCUGGUAGAGGAAUUGGCUACCACAUCGCAGAAGCUUACGCGCAAGCCGGUGGACGUCUAGCUGUUUGGGACUAUGAGAAGCCAGUAAAGGCAGCAGCCAAGAUCUCUGAGAGUACUGGUGCAGAAACAAGAGCUUAUGGAUGUGAUGUCGGCGAUCAGCAGAAGGUAAAAGAAACUGUCAACCAAAUAGUUAAGGAUUUUGGAACUAUUGAUGUCUUUGUUGCGAAUGCUGGUGUCCAUAUUGUUACAGACGGAGUCAUUGAUACUUUGGAUGAAGACGGGUCGAGAUGGUCUAAAGUUAUGAACGUUAAUCUCAAUGGAGUCUACUAUUGUUCCAAAGCAGUUGGGAGAGUAUUUAAAGAACGGGGGUCGGGAUCGUUGAUUUUUACCGGAUCCAUGUCAGGUCAUAUUGUGAAUACACCAAUUCAUCACGCUGCCUAUAACACAAGCAAAGCGGGGGUUAUCCACUUUGCGAAGUGUCUCGCUAUGGAAUUUAAAGAUUUUGCCCGAGUUAAUACAGUUUCCCCCGGAUAUAUUGAUUCUGGAAUCAAUAACCAUGUGGACCCCGCUCUACGUCAAACAUGGCAAAAGGAGAUCCCUCUUGGAAGGGAGGGAUAUCCUCGGGAACUGAUUGGUGCUUACCUCUAUUUUGCUUCGGAUGCAUCUACAUAUGCCACUGGGUCGGACUUGGUUGUUGAUGGUGGCUACACCAUUCAUUAG
This is a messenger RNA of Ogataea haglerorum, 855 nucleotides long. RefSeq lists its product as uncharacterized. Bases 1 to 855 code for a protein of 284 amino acids. The transcript has a single exon. Gene Ontology annotation, cellular component: intracellular anatomical structure. NCBI's taxonomy places the organism in Eukaryota, Fungi, Ascomycota, Pichiomycetes, Pichiales, Pichiaceae. Gene Ontology annotation, molecular function: oxidoreductase activity, acting on NAD(P)H, oxygen as acceptor. The record is from RefSeq and is a predicted model, not a curated record.